Cercospora beticola is the source of this 1134-nucleotide messenger RNA. RefSeq lists its product as uncharacterized. The record is from RefSeq and is a predicted model, not a curated record. Lineage: Eukaryota; Fungi; Ascomycota; Dothideomycetes; Mycosphaerellales; Mycosphaerellaceae.
AUGGACUCAGAAGCAUCCGACUUUUCUGGGUCGCGCAGAAAAAGAACAAAAACUGUGCGAUUUGCCGAAUCUGAACAACAAGGAUUCGUCACUGGACAGAACUUGAACAACGCCUUUCAGAGUCCUGCAGCUAGCCCCACGAUGGCUACGACGCCUACUGAGCGAGCUGCAAAGCGCCAGAAGCGCGCAGAGAACAACAACCGCGAUGGCGACGGCAAGACCGAAAAAGACAAGGGCGCCAACAGCAGUGGCCCACGAGGUGCGAGGAAUGGGAUGAUUCUGCCCAGCUUCUCGCCCGAGAAUUUCCUGAUCGGCCGAUGGAAUCCUCCUGCGAUGGACUUCUCGAGUUUUCCAGAUAUCUCUAGGGCUCGCCUCGCAGAAAAGGUUCGCAGGGAUGACCUCGAGCGCCGGGUACACGUCGACGAUGGCUCGGACGAUUGGUAUGGCUUUGAGGGCAGGGUGGCUUCAUACACUGAACCGUGGGGGAAGGAUAACGGCCAGAUGGCCAGAGCGAUUGCAUCAAAUUUCAUGAACCGUGCCAAAGUCGCGCACUGGGCAUCGCGCAAGUGGGCAGAUUUCGAGGAUGACGAGUUGACCAUCCGGACACAAGCAGCGGCGCAUGCUGAACCUGACCCAGUGAAGCGUAUGGAGCUUCUUGCCGAUUCUCUGUGCGAGGUGUCCAGACUCGAAGUAUUCGAAUUGAUCAAGGAGCGGCUGUGCAAUGAGAUCUUCCUCGAGGUGUACGACCACAAGCGUCUUGCAUUAGAGCGCGACAGGGAGGACAGUGUCUUGUAUGCUAUCGCGCAUCCCGGACGCACACGAGUCUUGCCGCAAGCCCAGCGCCAACAAAUUCCUGAGGGAGAGAAGACGGUGAGGACCUUUCAGCCCCAGCCCCAGUCGACAACUGGGACCUUUUCCGCCUCUGAUAGGGAUCGCAGAGCAGCAAAGCAUCGUCUACCGAACUUCACGGCCCAGUAUAGAGAUGCUGAAGAACAGGCAGAGGGGUCUGCCAGGAAAACUUCGUGGUUCUCAAGAUUCUGCCGCAAUUGCGGAGAAGACCUAAAUGAUGGACGCUGUCCAAGGUGUAAAUUUGUUGAGGGCAUGGACGACGACGAGCCAGAGUUCAUCUUGUGA